Molecule: messenger RNA, 718 nt
Organism: Caenorhabditis sp. 36 PRJEB53466
Lineage: Eukaryota; Metazoa; Nematoda; Chromadorea; Rhabditida; Rhabditidae
Source: the annotation of a GenBank genome assembly
AUGAACAAAGUACCUCGUGUGAUGCAAUUGAGCACCAGAGGACUUCGCUCAUUGAAUGCCAGCAACUUUCCUGCUCCGUGGCCGUUUGUCAAAAAAGGCGCAUUUGGACAACGAAAGAUUGGACCGAUGAACUAUGAAAAAUUCAAAUGGCCAGGGCAAAACCGAGAGUUCCCUGAGCUAUCUCCGAAAUUCCAAAAAUUGAACCCGAGAGAACUUCACAGGUAUUCACAGUUGUUCAAUGAAGUAACAAUAUCCAUUUUACCUUUCACAGGUAUACUGGCGUCCAAGAAGAAGGAUAUCAAGAUGAUGUGACCGGAAAUUUUGUAGCCGUCAAAGAAAUGCGGAAUGAACUGAUGGUGCCAAAUUUGGACGGAUUCAAGUAUAAUAAACAUAUCUUUCACCCCUCAGAAAUAUAUUUUCAGACUUCGGCCAUAUGUUUCCUACCGUACUGAUGUACUAAUCGAAAAGAGAAGAAUUGCAUACGAAAAGAAAGUGUUGGAGAAGGGUUCCGAACGAUUAGCCGAUCUUCAUACCGUCGAAGAUGAAAGGUCGUUGACAUUUCCCAAAUUUUUAUAUAGACUUAUUUUUUUUUAGAUGGCCGCCACCAAAAAUGUCCGCAGAUACUCUCUUCGAAUUGGCGUAUGGUGAUACUGUCCGAACUGCUUACAAGAAUGGAAAGUACGCUCCCGUGACGACUUCGAAAUCCGCAAAUCACUGA